Messenger RNA from Entamoeba nuttalli P19, 678 nucleotides. RefSeq names its product DHHC zinc finger domain containing protein. Gene Ontology annotation, molecular function: palmitoyltransferase activity. The record is from RefSeq and is a predicted model, not a curated record. Lineage: Eukaryota; Evosea; Mastigamoebida; Endamoebidae. The transcript has 2 exons. Bases 1 to 678 code for a protein of 225 amino acids.
AUGUCAUUUGUUUGCUAUUACAAAUGUGUAACAACAAAUACUGAAGUCCCAGAAAUUACUAAAAUGGACAUUUCAACAUAUCCACCAUGUUCUAAAUGUGGGUUAGGUAAACCAGAACGAGCACACCAUUGUUCAAAAUGCAAGUCCUGUAUAUUAGAAAUGGAUCACCAUUGUAAUUAUAUUGGAAACUGUGUUGGAUUUGCUAAUAAGAAAUACUUUUUGUUGCUUCUCUUUUAUGUUACAUUAAUGAUACUUUUUGUUCUAUUAAUCAAUACUCCGUUAGCGAUUUAUGCCUUUUUUUAUCCAUUAAGAAAUCCAUUUUAUCAUUGUGUAUUUAGAUUAUUUGAUUUGGUUCAUUGUAUUCUUGGUAUUUAUGCACUUACUCUAAUAGCGUCUACAGCUCAUGUUGUAAUAAAAGGCUUAUUUUGCAAUUAUACAACUAUUGAGUUUAUCGUAAAAGGAGAAAUGGGAUGGGUAAGUUCUGCUGAGUCAAGAAGGAAAAAUAAAUAUGACUUAGGUACAUUGAGAAAUAUUCAACAAGUCUUUGGAAUUGGACUUCUUCAGGCAUUAUUACCAAUUCCAUCAAAUACUACUUGUAAUGGAAUUAAUUUUGAAACUAAUGGAGAAUAUAAUGAAGCAUUAGAAAACCAAUACAAUGAGUAUUAUGAAGAUUAUUAG